This is a messenger RNA of Helianthus annuus (common sunflower), 4119 nucleotides long. RefSeq lists its product as uncharacterized. The transcript is spliced from 6 exons. NCBI's taxonomy places the organism in Eukaryota, Viridiplantae, Streptophyta, Magnoliopsida, Asterales, Asteraceae. The record is from RefSeq and is a predicted model, not a curated record. The coding region runs from base 1 to 4119 and encodes 1372 amino acids.
AUGGUGGAGGACUCGCUUUUAGCUAAAAUUUGGGGGGAUAAGGGUUUUAGCUCGGAAUUUGUGGGUGCCUCGGGUCAGUCAGGGGGCCUGAUAUGUGUGUGGGAUCCGUCGAUUUUUAUGGCAGAUGAUGUUGUUAAAGAUAAGAACUUUUUGUUGAUUAAGGGGGUUCUAAAUGGUUGUGGGUCUUGGCUGAGCAUCUUUAAUGUUUAUGCUCCGCAAGGUAUUUCGGCCAAAAAAGGCCUUUGGGAUCUUUUGGAAGGGGUGGUUGAUGGGCUUUCGGGUCUCUUUUUGUUGGCCGGGGAUUUCAAUGCGGUUAGGUACCCCGAGGAACGGAAAAAUACGAUGUUUAAGCCUCGGUGUGCUAGCAACUUUAACUCUUUUAUUUUCAACACGGGUCUUUUGGAGUAUAAGAUGUUUGACAGGCAGUUUACGAGAUGGGUGGAUUGUGGGAAGAAAAUGAACUCUAAUUUUGGGCCGAAACCCUUUCGUGUCUUUAAUUCGUGGCUUGGACGGGAUGGUUUUGAGGAGGUGGUUUGUAGUGCGGCUAAUGACUUUUGCGGAAGCGGGCCUCCAGAUAUAGUGUUAUGCAAUAAGCUUCGGUUUGUUAGGAACAUGAUCAAACUUUGGAGGGAUGAAAUGAAGGAAAAAGAAGAGGGAGAUAUUUCUAUGGCUAAAUCCGACCUUUAUGAUCUUGAACUCAUUAUGGAGGAGAGGGAUUUGGAGGAAGAGGAGGUUUGGGCCAUGUCAGAAGCCAAGAAUAUGAUUGAGGAAUUUGAAAUUAAUUUGUCUAAAGAUAUGAAGCAGCGAUCGAGGGAUAGAUGGUUAAGGGAUGGGGAUGAGAAUUCUAAAUAUUUCCACUCUCUGGUAAAUAGAAGGAAGGCCAAUAAUGGGAUUUUUGGGUUGUCCAUUGAUGGCGUUUGGUGUGAGAAGCCUAGUCUUAUUAAGAAGGACAAAUUCAAAGAAUCGGCGGUGUUGAGGCCCACUAUCGGGAUGGAAAAUUGUAUGUGUCUUUCGGCCGAGGAUGGUGCUUUCCUUACGAAGAAGUUUAGUUGUGAAGAGAUUAAGAAGGCGGUUUUUGAGUGUGGGUCCGAUAGGGCUCCUGGGCCGGACGGGUUUAAUUUCAGGUUUUUUAAACAUUUUUGGAGGUUGUUUGAGACUGAUUUUGUGAACAUUCUGGAGGAUUUUUAUCUCACAGGUAAGAUUAAUCGGGGGUGUGCCGCUUCCUUUAUCGCGCUUAUUCCCAAAAAGAAAGAUCCGGUAGGUUUGGGUGAUUAUCGGUCGAUUAGCUUAGUUGGAGUGGUUAAUAAGGUAAUCUCGAAGAUUCUGGCUAAUCGUAUGAAACUGGUUCUUGGGAGUGUGAUUUCGGAGUCUCAAUCGGCAUUUUUGAAAGAUAAAUUUAUUCUUGACGGCCCUCUUGUGGUUAGCGAGAUUCAUACUUGGUUGAAAAAAAGCAAGAAAAAAGCCUUCAUUCUAAAGAUUGACUUCGAGAAGGCGUAUGACAAUGUGAAUUGGAAUUUCGUGGUAGGGGUUUUGGAGCAGUUAGGAUUCCCGUCAAGGUGGUGUGCUUGGGUUCGCGGCAUCCUUUCUUCGGCUAGAGCUUCGGUUCUAGUUAAUGGUUCUCCUACGUUCGAUUUCCCUUGCUUUAAAGGGAUGAGACAAGGGGACCCGUUAUCUCUGUUUUUGUUUCUUGUCGUUAUGGAGGCGUUAUCCUAUUUUAUUGAUAAAGCGGUAGGCAGAGGGGUGUUUAAGGGUAUCUCGUUGACGAAUGGUGGGCCUUGUGUCUCCCACCUUUUUUACGCGGAUGAUGCUAUUAUAAUGGGUGAAUGGUGUGUCGAGAAUAUUCUAAAUGUAAUUCGGGUUUUGAGAUGUUUCCACAUUUGUUCAGGUUUGAGAAUGAAUGUCAAUAAGUCUAACAUUUACGGCAUAGGGGUGGAUCAACAGGAAGUGGAGUUGGUGGCUAACUCUUUUGGAUGCAAUGCUAACAACCUUCCCUUUAAAUACUUGGGUAUUACGGUGGGAGCUAACGUGAACAGGAUUUGUAAUUGGAGGCCGGUGUUUGAGGUGUUUGAGUCGAGACUUUCCCUUUGGAAGGCGUCGGUUCUAUCUCUAGGCGGUAGAGUGACGUUAGUGAAGGCGGUGUUGGAAAGUCUCCCGAAUUAUUUCUUCUCCUUAUAUAAGGCCCCGGUGCGUGUGGUUAAGGAUUUAGAAAAAUUGAUUAGAAGGUUUUUGUGGGGUGGCAAUAAUGAUGGUGCUAAGCUUCAUUGGGUGGCGUGGGAUCGUAUUGCUUCGCCAGCCUGGGCUGGGGGGAUUGGCCUGUGUAGUCUUGGGAUCGUUAAUAAAGCUCUCCUUGCUAAAUGGGGCUGGAGAUACAAGAAUGAGAGCAAAAGUUUUUGGGUCAAAGUGAUUAAUGCGCUUCAUCGUCAUAAGUUUUGUUGGGAAUUUUUACCAUUCAAGUCUUCUCUUAACGGGGUGUGGAGGAAUAUUGUUAAGGUUUGCUCAAAUCAGGUUGGAGAUAAUCAUUCUUUAAGUUGCUUCAUGUGUGGGGAUCUAGGUAAUGGGAGGGAGUUAAUGUUUUGGCUGGAUCCAUGGUUGCUUCCGACCCCGUUGAAAGAUGAGUUGCCUUCUUUGUUCCGUUUAGAAGCGAACAAGUUUUGCAAGGUCAAGGAUCGGAUGGUGCGGCCUGUCUCCAAUCCGAAUGGAAAAUGGGAGUGGCGGUCUGUUCCUAACUCGAGCUCAGAGUUGGCUGAAUGGAGCAAGUUAUAUGCGUUGUUACAAUCGGUUGAUUUAGUGGAUAGAGCCGAUAGAUGGUUGUGGUCCGGUGUUGGGUCGAUCGGGUUCUCGGUUGGUGCGGUGAAGAGGUUGUUUUUCAUCAAUUUGGAUUUCAGUUCUCGGUUUGUUUGGGAUUGGUGUAAAUGGCUGCCAAAGAAAUGUAAUCUCUUCGCGUGGCGAGCCGAGCUAGACAGGAUUCCGACUAGGGAGGCGUUGAAGAAGAGGGGAGUUCAGAUUGAAGACGAUAGUUGCCCGCUUUGCAACCUGGAGGUAGAGUCGGUUGACCAUUUAUUCACUUCGUGUGGAGUCACUUCGGUCAUUUGGCAGAAGGUCCAGGCUUGGUGUAAGUCUUCUAAUUUGUUCGUCUUUUCGUUUCGGGACAUUCUUGAGGUUCACAAGUGGGUGGGCUUGGAUGGGCAUAGGAAGGAAGUGUUCCAUGGAAUUUCAAUUCUUACAUGCUGGAUGAUAUGGAGAGCUAGAAAUGAUUUGAUUUUUUCGGGAAAGCCAUUUAGGAUUGAAAAGAUGGUUAAAAUGGACAAUGUUAGUAAGACAGUUAAAAAUUGGCCAAAGUUGAUAAACGUCAAAGAAUAUGUUGACUGGAAAGACAAGUUUGAGGUAGUUGUGAAAAGUGAGGAUGCAAGGAUGUGGACUUGUAUGAUUGAUGGAUAUGUUGCUCCUACACGUUGUAUUGAAGGAAGAGUGAAAGUGAUUUCUUAUGAGAUGAUGGAUGAAUCUGAGAAACUUAUGGUUGAUGCUGAGAAGAGAGCUUUAGCAGUGAUCAAGAAGUCCUUGCCUGAGGGAAUUAAACAUGCCUUCAAGAUAAAUGGGACUUCUAGAGAGGUGUGGGAAGCUUUAGAAAAACGUUAUCAGAGUUCAUCAAGACAGAGUUUAGGAGGUCGUGCUUUAGAUGAAGAAGCAGAUGUUGUGAAAGAAGAGAAGAAGGAUACAAAAGUUUCAAAGAGCUUGAAUGGUGUGAAUGAACUUACAACAGAGGUGACGGUAACAUCAGAACCUGUCAUUGAUUUAGCUCAUGAAACUGUAAAGGAUAAAACUAAUGAAUUUUCUGAUAAGUGCAGGGAAUUGGUCGUUGCACAAGACCAAAUUGUUGAACUUAAAGGAAAGUUAGACAAAUUUGGAAAAUCUUCAUUAGUUAGAACUCAAAUUCAAGCAAGUUUGAAAAAGAGUACUGAUAAAAAGGGUUUGGGGGAAUUGGUCGUUGCACAAGACCAAAUUGUUGAACUUAAAGGAAAGUUAGACAAAUUUGGAAAAUCUUCAUUAGUUAGAACUCAAAUUCAAGCAAGUUUGAAAAAGAGUACUGAUAAAAAGGGUUUGGGGUUUGUUGGUGCAUAA